AGCAAACCACCACUACAAGCCGAGCUCGCUCGUGGCCAUAGCGCUCAAGCAACAGGACAGAGCUCCCCGCCGCCCCCAGCGACCUCCGCUGCGCUCAGCAAGCUUCACCACUGGCCAUGGCGAAGGCGAGCGCCGAGACAAACACCACGGCGCUGUUCUUCUCCUUCUCCGCGGUCGUCCUCCUCCUCCUCGCCCUCCAGCCGCCGGACCGGCGCCCCGGCGGCGGCACCCUCGCCGACCUCCUGCUCGCCGCGCUCGACCGCUUCCCCGACGCCCGCGGCCUCCUCGACCUCGCCACCAGGAGGAACAUGGUCCUGCUCUGCCACGCCAUCCUCCUCGUCAUCCUCAGGAACGCCGGCGUCCUCGGCGCCCCCGCUCGCCGCCGCGGCGCGACCGCGACCACAGCCUCCGCCGUCGUCGCCGACGCCGCUGAUGCAGGCGCCUGCUGCGCUCCUGUUCUGACCGACGCGGCGGAGAGGAGCAUCGUCGUGUGGCGGCGGCCGCGGGGCGGCGCCAAGCAGGACGCGCACGCCGACGGGAGCGGCCAUCGUCUCGUCAGGCGUCGUCAGGCGCGGCGAAGCGCCCAGCAGCACCCAGCGGCCGCCGCGGCGCCGAUCCCACGCGCCGCGCCAGCAUUGGCCGAACAACCGGAACAGCAGCAGCCGCCUCUGACCAGCAAAGAGAUCGUCCUCGUCGACCAUGAUCGCGCCGCGGCGGUCGUUGAGCUUCAUCUGACUUCUGCGAGUACGACGGAUGGCGAGAAGAGCGACGAGCGGGACGUAGACACCGCCGCGGAGGAGACGCCGGAGCUAGCCGAUGACAGGAGGAUCGAGGAGUUCAUCGCCAAGCAGUGGAGCAAGAUUCGGCAUGAGAGCCUGCAGCUGGACAGGUCGUCAGGGUCCCAAUCCCAAGCGAUAACAACAUGCUAGCAUAAAAAAACGAUCCGUGUAGUAACAGAAAGAAACCUGUGAUGACAAGCUCCCCGUCGAUCGACCCGUGCGUGCGUCCUAGCCUAGGUGGCUUCGAGCACUUUGAUGUGGGUGUGGGUGUUCCUCUGUUUUGCCGGACGAAAUCUUUCGUCGUUGUUCAUAGGCCAAAUCAUUUUCUGUUUUCAGUCAGCUCUCCUUUCUUUAAACCCACUUUCCAUACACCGAAAAGUGAACAAUAGGCGCAAACAGAGUGGUAAGCACGUAAACAGAGCAGAAGCAGAGCAGAAGUGAGGCAGAGCAAAGGAAGUCGUCGCCGUCGCUGCUGAGCGUUGACGCAGGAGUCAAGAUCGAUCGCGUACAAAAGACCUCCGCGAAACACGACAAGUCAGUGGUAAUACGAGAGGGUACCAUUUUGACGUGGACAUUGCGCGCCUGACUACGUUUUUUUAAGACAUAUAUAAAGAGUUUUGCUAAAUAUCUGUCAUCGGAUUUAUUCCUAAAAAUCUGUCGAAUUCUGAGCCACACGAUUCCGCUUUGAGAUAUGUGCUAUGGCCUUCCUCCAUUUCUUUCGCUGCGCGGGCUCAGGCCAUUCACGGGUCUGGACGUGCAUCCGACUACCCGGUAACUGUUGCUGCCUUAUCCUCUCGCCUCUUCCGUGUGAACUGUGAAGAACCCCACUCGACUCCAUGUUCGCCGCUGGCCCGGGGGAUUGCUUCUCCAUCGAUCUCCGGCACAAAUCAAACCCUUCUGUUAUCUACAGUACAAGUAGAUCUGGAGGCGCGAAUCAACCAUCCUGGCACAAGAUUGAGUCCGCAGCACCAUUCCCUUCAGGAAGCUCCAUUGAAUCCCAGGUUUGUCCUGUGAUUUCUUUGAGCAAGCCAUGAACACAUAAAUGAAAUCUCCUCCCUGUCAUUUUCUUUCUUUUCCCCAAAUUUGUUUGAGCUCCUCUUGAGCGUGGUAGGGUUAUUAUUAGGGAUGUGAUUUGUUUUGUGAUUCAGCAGCCAACUACUUGAUCUGUAGCUAUUUUUAGUGCUAACUUGCAUUGUAUUUUUCUUCAGAUUUCACUAGUGAGAGACUGAGAGUUAGGAUGUGAGUCGCAUUGACCUGAUUCGUUUGCACCCUGGACAAAUUGUUGGGUUCCUGAACAACUCGUGAGAGUUAGGAUGUGAGAAACAAUUAGAACUUGCUUUGGUGAUUCUUGUCUUGUCUCUAUUUUUUUUUACUAAUUCGGAUCCAUGUAUUUUUGGCUACCUGUCUUGCUAGUGUGCAUGCGGGUGUUUUAGCUGUCUAGUUAUUUGUUUGAGCUGGCUGGGAAGAGAUACUACUGGAAAGAGCCAUGGUCUUAUUUUUGUGCAAUUUAAUAUUGGUGCUUUAUUAUUAUUAUAGUUGUGAUUUCCACCUGAAUAUAUGCUAAUUUCUGUUGCUGCAAUUUGUCCGUUAUUAGAUGGUAACUAGCCUAUGAAGUUUCAUGUGGAGGCUAUGACUAUCAUCUACCCCUUCUUGGACAUCUUUUCUGCACUGUGUCCCUGCUAUUUGUUUUUGCUAGUUCUUCUUUUCAGCUUGAUGAAUCUAAACCAUGUGUCUCUUUUGGUUGCUAUAUGAAUUUUCCUAUGUUGCUUCUCUAUAAGAUUCAAAAAUUAGUAUCAUGUUUUGUGAUGUAGUUUCCUACCCAGCCUAGUCCUGAUGUGUGAAAUGCUAUCUGCUCACUGGUUGUGCAUGUGUUAUUCAAAUAAAGGCGGCAUGUAGUUUUGUUGGAA
This is a messenger RNA of Setaria italica (foxtail millet), 2686 nucleotides long. RefSeq lists its product as uncharacterized. Lineage: Eukaryota; Viridiplantae; Streptophyta; Magnoliopsida; Poales; Poaceae. The record is from RefSeq and is a predicted model, not a curated record. The transcript has 2 exons. Bases 117 to 929 code for a protein of 270 amino acids.